GUCAAAAAUGGCAUAGCGCAAUUUCGCAAAGGCUAUCGAUAAGGUCGGAAAAGCAUCAACCCCGCGAGCCUUGUUCGUUUGGUUGAAUAUUCCUUUUCUUCUAUUGCGCGAUCGAAGCACCAAGCAUGGAUGAUCUAGAGUCCACGUACGCUUCACUGCGCGCGCAAAUCACAGAGACAGAAACACGGUUGGCAGCCCUCAAACGCCAACUAGACAGUGCCGAGAAGACCCUUGCAGAGAAAGGAACGAACGAAACAUCCGCUGCGACGUCAGACGGACAGCAGAGCCCACGGAAAUGGCCACUUCUUGCAGAGGAGUAUAGAAGGUACGGUAGACAGAUGAUUGUGCCGCAGAUUGGACUACAGGGUCAGUUGAAGCUUCGUUCAUCAUCAGUAUUGAUUGUCGGAGCUGGAGGUUUGGGAUGUCCUGCAGCUCAGUAUCUGGCGGGAGCAGGGGUCGGCACACUGGGCUUGGUGGAUGGAGAUGUCGUUGAACACUCAAACCUGCACCGCCAGGUUCUACAUCGGACAAGGAACGUGGGCAAAUUGAAAGUAGAUAGUGCGAUCGAGUCUCUUAAGGAGCUCAAUCCGCACCCGAAGUAUGUAGCUCAUCGAGCUCAUCUUACUCCCGAAGAUGCCCCGGAAAUCUUUAAGAAUUACGAUAUAAUCCUGGACUGCACAGAUAACCCUGCUACACGAUACUUAAUCUCUGAUACGGCAGUUCUCUUGGGGAAGCCGCUUGUUUCGGCUUCUGCGUUGAGAACGGAGGGUCAGCUCAUGGUGUUGAACAAUCCGCCUAAACCCCCUGGUGAGAAGUCCGGGGGACCCUGCUACCGCUGUGUUUUCCCCAAGCCUCCACCAGCGGAUAGCGUUGUGAGCUGUGCAGACGGUGGGAUCCUAGGUCCGGUGGUCGGAACUAUGGGAGUGUUGCAAGCGUUGGAAGCCAUCAAGGUCAUCACCGGUUACGGCUCUGCGGACAAUACGAAUGGGGGACUGCCUGCCUCCCCCUCUCUGCACAUAUUCUCCGCAUACUCUUCGCCCCCGUUCCGCACAAUCCGUCUUAGACCGCGCCGUGCGAAUUGCGCAGCUUGCUCGGCCGAUGCCACCGUAUCACUCGAAUCUCUUCGCAGUGGCUCUACAGAUUAUGUCCUUUUCUGUGGUUCAGCGACUGCUCCCUCACUGCUUUCUCCAGAAGAGCGUAUCUCAGCUAAGGAGCUCCAGAAGACGUUCGGUGACGGAACAGAUGGGUUUGAGAACCGCGGACCUUGUACGGUCAUAGAUGUGCGUGACAAUGUCCAAUUUGACAUAUGCAGUUUGGAUAAAAGCGUGAACAUACCAAUCUCGAAAAUCUUGUCGUCUGCACCACAGCCCACAUCCCAUGAUGGAAGGGAGCAAUCCGGCCUUCCUGAUUGGGUCCCUGCAGAAAUAGCAACCGGCUCUGAGGGUCCGAUAUACGUAGUGUGUCGACAGGGAAACGAUUCUCAAGUGGCUGUCAAGAAGCUCAAGGAGCUGGGUCUUGACAGAGAGGGAUCCAGGUUCAUCGGGGAUAUCCGCGGGGGUCUGCGCGCAUGGCGGGAUGAGGUCGACCCGGAGUUUCCGGAUUAUUGAAGACCUCUACAUCGACUCCUGUCCCAGAUGUGGCUGCAAGUCAUGUUCUCGGAUUCUGGGAUCAACGGAUGUCGAUUGAAUUACAUAACAUGUGAAUCAUAUACACAUUUCAGACGCCCAUUAAAAAUUAGAUUAUAUGCAAGCAUGGUCAUCAACAUAGGGGUAUCACGU
Messenger RNA from Paecilomyces variotii, 1778 nucleotides. RefSeq names its product sulfurtransferase uba4. Gene Ontology annotation, molecular function: URM1 activating enzyme activity; adenylyltransferase activity; thiosulfate-cyanide sulfurtransferase activity. NCBI's taxonomy places the organism in Eukaryota, Fungi, Ascomycota, Eurotiomycetes, Eurotiales, Thermoascaceae. Gene Ontology annotation, cellular component: cytosol; cytoplasm. The record is from RefSeq and is a predicted model, not a curated record. The transcript has 3 exons. Gene Ontology annotation, biological process: protein urmylation; tRNA wobble position uridine thiolation. Bases 126 to 1607 code for a protein of 493 amino acids.